UGAUGGACUAAAAUCGCCCUGUCUUUUUUUUUUCUCUCCCUUGUCUACCUCCAUCUCGCUUCCUUCCAUCUCUCGCCAGAGCCGUGCGGAGCGAGCAGGAUGUGGGCGAUGCUGCCACAAGGGAUUCAUUGUGGCUUCACUCAGAUGAACACCCGUUGCAUGCCUUGAAACAGGAGAGUGUUUUUUUUUUUUCCCCUGCACCUGUUCAAUCAGGAGAUUUUGCUCUGCAGCAGCUCGUCACCUGAAAGUGGCACCGGAAUGAUACCCUGAGGUGCACCGCCCGAAGCCAGGCCCCUGGAGAGGCGACGGAGAUCGCUGUCUCCAUCCCCUUCUUCCUGCGCCUCCACUAUUAAAGCGCCACAGAGAUGCGGGGAGGACCCCUCUGAUCUAGGAUCAGCCGGGUGUUAGAUGGCCUGAUCUCAACAUCAAAACAGCUGGGGGAGGGCCUCUCUAGUGAACAUCCCUCUACCACUGCGCGGUAGCACAUGGAUUUCAAGACCUCAAAUGAAGAGACAAAGACUGGGAUUUAUUUGAUGCAAGAAGGUAAUGAGGAGCCGUUUAAUGUUCGACUGCACUUGGCUAAAGAUAUUCUGACCAUUCAGGAGCAAGAUGUCAUCUGUGUGUCGGGAGAACCUUUCUAUUCCAGCGAGAGGACUGUAACGAUCCGGAGACAGACGAUCGGAGGGUUUGGCCUCAGCAUCAAGGGUGGUGCGGAGCAUAAAAUCCCCGUGGUGGUGUCCAAAAUAUCCAAAGAACAAAAAGCGGAACUCUCUGGGCUGCUUUUCAUUGGCGAUAGCAUCCUGCAGAUAAAUGGAAUAAACGUGAGAAGCUAUCGCCACGAGGAAGUGGUUCAGGUUUUGAGAAACGCUGGUGAAGAAGUCACCCUUACUGUUUCUUUUCUAAAGAAGACUCCAGCCUUCCUCAAACUGCCUCUUUGUGAGGACUGCACAUGUAUCCCCAGUGACCAGAGCAGUGGGACCUCAUCUCCUUUGUGUGAUAGCGGCCUGCACUUGAACUAUCAUCCUAAUAACACGGAUACGCUGUCCUGCUCGUCGUGGCCCGCGUCCCCUGGGCUCCGCUGGGAGAAAAGAUGGGUGGAUCUGCGCCUCAUACCGCUGUUGCACUCUCGCCUCUCUCAGCACAUGCCGGGCUCUGACGUGUGCAGAAAAAAUGCGUUCCAGGUCAUUGCUGUGGACGGCGUGUGCAGCGGCGUGCUCCAGUUCCCCUCGCCCGAGGACUGCUUGGACUGGCUUCAGGCCACGGGCGGCAACAUCUCCAAUCUCACCAAGCACAACGUGAAGAAGAUCAACCGCAAUUUUCCAGUCAACCAGCAGAUCAUCUACAUGGGCUGGGCCGACGAGAAGGAGCAGGACUCAGUCCAGGACCGAAUGUACUCGCCAAAGUUUCUGGCUUUAAGGGGUUCCUCUCUUUUUAAGUUCUGUGCUCCUCCGGUGACAACAUGGGACUGGACCCGAGCAGAGAAAAGCUUUACUGUCUAUGAAAUCAUGUGCAAGAUUUUAAAGGACAACGACCUGGUGGACAAGAGGCAGCACUGCUUCAGCGUGCAGACAGAGAGCGGCGAGGACAUGUUCUUUGGCGUGGAGCUCGAGUCGGAGCUGCUGGUUUGGGAAAAGGCCUUCCAGAUGGCCACUUUCCUGGAAGUGGAGAGGAUACAGUGUAAAACGUACACCUGUAUCAUGGAGAGCCACCUUAUGGGACUGACUGUUGACUUCAGCAUGGGCUUCGUGUGCUUUGAUGCCGCUUCUAAGGCUGUUCUGUGGAGAUACAAGUUCUCUCAGCUGAAAGGAUCAUCAGAUGACGGCAAAAGCAAGAUCAAGUUUUUAUUCCAAAACCAAGACUCCAAAUCCAUCGAAGCAAAGGAACUGGAGUUUUCCAACCUAUUUGCGGUGCUUCACUGCAUUCACGCUUUCUUCGCUGCCAAAGUGGCGUGCCUUGACCCCGUGUUUGUGGAGAGCCAGGCCACGGCCGCCAACGCCGGCAUCCCUUCUCUGUCGAGCCUCUCGUGCAAUUCGCACACUCCCAAACUAAAAUUCACCACUUGACGCAGCACCUCUGGAUUAGUCACGACUCUGUAGCUUAAGAUGGGAGAAAGACAAAAAAGACUUCAUAAAGACUUCCUCAGGGAAAAAAAAAGUCUGGAAUUUCUCAUAAAGCCUUUCUGGGACUUUGGGAAUACAAAAAGACUCAAUGGACACCAAGUGUGCAAUGUGAACAGCUUUUUAGGCCAACCUUCUGGGACAUCCUUAUUAUUAGUAAAAUUAUUAUGAUCCACACAUCACAACAAGAAAAA
Entelurus aequoreus (snake pipefish) is the source of this 2311-nucleotide messenger RNA. RefSeq names its product syntrophin, gamma 1 (gene sntg1). Gene Ontology annotation, molecular function: protein binding; structural molecule activity. The record is from RefSeq and is a predicted model, not a curated record. The transcript has 19 exons. The coding region runs from base 486 to 2063 and encodes 525 amino acids. NCBI's taxonomy places the organism in Eukaryota, Metazoa, Chordata, Actinopteri, Syngnathiformes, Syngnathidae. Gene Ontology annotation, cellular component: dystrophin-associated glycoprotein complex; intracellular anatomical structure.